This is a messenger RNA of Osmia bicornis bicornis, 1563 nucleotides long. RefSeq names its product titin-like. The record is from RefSeq and is a predicted model, not a curated record. The transcript has 4 exons. NCBI's taxonomy places the organism in Eukaryota, Metazoa, Arthropoda, Insecta, Hymenoptera, Megachilidae. Bases 1 to 1563 code for a protein of 520 amino acids.
AUGAAUGAACAAAAUAGCAGGGUUUGUCCGGUUUUAUGCUUGUCCUAUAGAAAGUGGCUGUUCACUUGGAUAAUUGUUACGAACAAGGUAGUGCAAGUCUAUAAAAGUUCAGCUGGUUGGACCGGCGAAAGUCGUCCACCGUGUAUAAAUAAUACCAGAGCACCAUUGACUUGGAUUCAGUGCAUCUUAAUCUAUCGUCGCGACUGGAAACGUCUCAUCAUGGGACGUCUGGAACAAAGCAUAGUGGCGUUAGCCUGCCUUUCGAUGGUCCUAACGUGUUCAGCCACUCGUCGAGAGGACCUCGAGAGGGCUGCCGAGCUCGCGGUGGAAAAGGCAGCCGAGAGGGCUGCAGAAAGAGCAGUUGAGAAGGCACUGGAAAGCGGAAACACCACCACGGAAACGAAAACCAUUCGGGAAUCACACUCUACAGUGAGGAAGGCUCCCUAUCGCGAGGACUUUUCGUACAACGACAAGUUCGACAAAUUCAGUCGCUCAUCUUCGAUAGAGGACGAAAGUGAUCAAGAAGACGACACGGAGGAUUGGAGCAAAUAUCCUUAUAGAAGCCUCAGAUCAAGACGGUUCAGAGGAUGGUUAAGUAGAAUCGACGACGAAUGGAGAAGAUUUCCAAGAAGCGAAUCCUACCAGGAGAUUUCACCAUGGCAGAAGGCAAGAGUGAUAACCAUAGUGAAGAAGGUACCGGUACCAGUGACCGUCGAGAAGAAGGUACCGUACCCAGUGUACCAACACGUACCGUACGAGGUGAAGGUACCUGUACCUCAGCCGUACACUGUCGAGAAGAAAGUACCGUACCCCGUUAAAGUGUUCGUGAACGUACCGGUCGAAGUACCGGAACCGUACACCGUUGAGAAGAAGGUACCGUACGAAGUGAAGGUGGAGCGACCUGUACCUUACACAGUCGAAGUACCUGUACCUCAACCGUACACCGUGGAGAAAAAGAUACCGGUAGAGGUGAAGGUACCUGUACCACAACCGUACGCUGUCGAUAAAGCAGUGCCUUACGAGGUGAAAGUGCCGGUUAAAGUUCCUCAGCCCUACGAGGUGGAGAGCAAGGUACCAGUACCUGUCAAAGUAAUAGUAAACCGACCGUACUCGGUUCCUGUACCUAAACCAUAUCCCGUAGAGGUGGCGAAACCGUAUCCAGUGCCUGUCGAUAAACCGUAUAAUGUACCGAUUAAGGUACCCGUCGACGCACCGUAUCCAGUACCGGUAGAAAGGCCGGUACCGGUGCCGAUAAAGGUACCUGAACCUAAACCGUACACUGUUGAGAAGCCUGUCGAGGUGGAGGUGAAGAAACCUUACCAUGUACCGAUCAAAGUAGCAGUAGACAGACCUUACGAGGUAUACGUGACUAAGCCGGUGCCUGUACCGGUAGAGAAACCAUUUCCUUAUUGGGUACAGGUACCGGUACCUGUGAACCUUGACUGGAAAGGAGGUCACGGGUUCAAGGACAGGGAAGACUCGAGCUGGAAUCAGAAAUCUGAAAGGGGUUACAGACGAAAGGAGCCAGAUAGAUCGCGUAGACCGUCGAGGUACCUACAAUAG